This is a messenger RNA of Toxorhynchites rutilus septentrionalis, 1616 nucleotides long. RefSeq lists its product as uncharacterized. The transcript has 4 exons. NCBI's taxonomy places the organism in Eukaryota, Metazoa, Arthropoda, Insecta, Diptera, Culicidae. The coding region runs from base 259 to 1530 and encodes 423 amino acids. The record is from RefSeq and is a predicted model, not a curated record.
UGUAGCGUGAAAGAGACAGACUGAUCACGAGCGAGCUUCGGCAAUAGCGUAUUGUGUUUUGUUUACAAACAAAACACAGUAGACUUCCAAGAUGGCUGAAGAGUGGUUUUAGCAAGUUGGCCCACCUUAGUAUAUACUUCUAGGCGCCUUGGUUUUUCUAUUGAUUUAAAGUCCAUACAUUCCAAAGCUCACAAGUGGCGCGUUCUAGUUUAGUUUUGCAAGAAAUUUCAUAAAUGGAAAGUUGUUUAAAACUCAUAAAUGGCUGCAAUUCGUAGUACUGAAAGGGAUCCGUCGAAGGAUUUCCGAUAUAUAGGAUCUGAUCUGUUACAUUUUCCAAUAUGUUUCGGUUGCGGGCAUUAUUCUGCAUUUUUAGUGUAUCUCGGAUGUAACGAACGCGCUGCUAAGUAUCGACCCAUUCAACACGGGGAACAACUUUACUGUCCACGAUGCUCGCCUGACCCUGAACAUUUUAAACAGCUAUUUCCAGACGAAAAUAUUUUUCGAGAAGAUAGUAUACUCAAUGACCGGCAACUGUUGGAUCUACUGGGAGAAUUUCAUUAUUCUAAUCCUUAUUACGAAAAUUUAUCAAAAAUGGAUCGGAUUAUUAUAACAGAAAACGCCAAAUUGCGCUCUUCUUACAAACCAUUAGCUAAACGUCCGCUGCCUAGAAAACGGAAACUAGACAUUCUAAUGAGCUUAUUUCCUGACAGUCAUCGUAUGAAAAAUCAACGAUUUGCCAAUGUAGAUGAUCUUUGCUCAGCUGUUAAAAGAAAGUACACGGAAAUUUGCAGGGAUUAUAUGAAUCUAUCCGAAGCAGAAGCUAGUCAACUGCGAGAUAAUUUUGAUACACUAAUCGAUCGUACUCCAAUGCAUUUGAAACCAAACAGUCAAAUCCGACCGCCUGCACUUACACCAAUCACCACUGAGAAUCAGAUGGUGGAGGAAAUAACUCGCGAUAACAUUAAUGAAUCUGGUGUGGACGAAAUAUCCAUUUCAACGACCAGCUCUGUCGCAUCCAUCUGUAGAUUAGCCGUUCACGGUGAUUUGCUUCGUACACAUGACGAUUCUUCAACUGAAAGUUAUGGAGCUGAUCAAAUAUCUAUAGCGUCGGAUAUUUAUGUUUCUUCGCAAGAAACUAGUGCGGGGAGAGUCGCUCUCUCUUCGCAAAGCGUGGCACACAUGUCCUCCCAAAGUGUUGCACAAGUAUCAUCGCAAGAGGUGUCCGGAGGAGGAGUAGUUCUUUCUUCGCAAAGCUUGUCUGAUAUUAAUAUAAGUUCACAAGACACCGCUGGAGUUACACCCGGGGCAAUAAUACCAGACGACGAUAGUUUUGCUGCAGAGAUCACUGUGGCCACUAGUAAUACCCCAACAGCACCAUUAACGGUCCUGCCAGAUGAUCAACAACCUGGCCCAAGUGGGGUGAAAAGACCCCGUACGAGACGAUCUAAGGAUGAUUUGCCGCUGAAUCCUUCGCCGUCUGAUUUUGUAAGAUACCCUUCUGCGAGAAUGCCUCGGCUUGAUGGAGGAUAGGAAAUUUGUCUAUACUGCAUUGUUAUUUUGUGUUAUUUAUUUCGUUCGAUAAAUAUUAACUGUAAUGUCUGAUUGACAGUUUUUUA